Messenger RNA from Linum tenue, 502 nucleotides. The record is from the annotation of a GenBank genome assembly. Lineage: Eukaryota; Viridiplantae; Streptophyta; Magnoliopsida; Malpighiales; Linaceae.
GGUUAGACAGACUUGGGCAACUUAGAGUUGCUGUUUAACCAUAAUGAACAUGGCUUGGGGAGAAGUGAUAAGUAUGCAAGUUCCUCAGAAAGGAGAUUUAUUGAUGGAUUUUUUCUUUUCACAGAAAUCAGCUUGUUAUUGACUGAUUUUUGUAUUGCUUUAUUUGCUUGUUUCCUUGCAGUGCUGGAUUUUGAGGUGGGGAUGUAUGAGAGGCUGUUGGUUUUCUGGGGCCUUGCAAGAGGUUUUGAGCUUUUGCUAGACCCCUUUAUUGGGUUAUGCUUCUCAAGCUUCCGUUCUUCAUUCAAGAAACCUCCAGUAAGGAAAGGGAUGGAAGUUGAUGAAGGGCUGCAGGGGUAAAUAUCUGUUUUUAGUUUGAAAUAGUAUUGAACUGUAGAUUGUAGGCUUUGAACAUUUGUAAGUGAUUUAGAAUUCUAGAUUUGAUGUUACUUUUGUAAGGAUUGAUGGAUUAUAUUUUUGGUAUGGUAAUUCAAGGGUUAUGAAU